This is a messenger RNA of Anguilla anguilla (European eel), 590 nucleotides long. RefSeq names its product gamma-crystallin S-1-like. Lineage: Eukaryota; Metazoa; Chordata; Actinopteri; Anguilliformes; Anguillidae. Gene Ontology annotation, biological process: visual perception; lens development in camera-type eye. Bases 63 to 590 code for a protein of 175 amino acids. The transcript is spliced from 3 exons. Gene Ontology annotation, molecular function: structural constituent of eye lens. The record is from RefSeq and is a predicted model, not a curated record.
CUCAGCCGGGGGGAUCAGCGGUAUUACAGGGAGGCUCAUCCAUCCAAACCAGCCAAGCCAACAUGGGGAAGAUCAUCUUCUACGAGGACCGGAACUUUGGCGGCCGCCACCACGAGUGCAGCAGCGACUGCGCUGACCUCAGCUCGUACUUCAGCCGCUGCAAUUCCAUCCGCGUGGAGAGCGGCUGCUUCAUGAUCUACGAGCGCCCCAACUACUCGGGCCACCAGUACUUCCUGAGCCGCGGGGAGUACCCCGACUACCAGCGCUGGAUGGGCGCGGGCGACAGCAUCUCCUCCUGCCGCAUGAUCCCCAUGCACGCGCAGGGAUCGUACAGGAUGCGCUUCUACGAGAGGAUGGAGUUCGGCGGGCAGAUGAAGGAGCUGAUGGAGGACUGCCCCAGCACCAUGGACCGCUUCCACUUCUCCGAAAUCCACUCCUGCAACGUGACGGACGGCCACUGGCUCUUCUACGACCAGCCCAACUACAGGGGGCGCCACUACUACCUGCGCACGGGGGAGUACCGCAGGUUCAGCGACUGGGGCGGGGCCAGCGCCCGGGUCGGCUCCAUCAGGCGCAUCGUGGCCAACUGA